AUGGCCCUUGAAUCGACAAACAGCGAGCAAUUGGGCAGAAUCACCGACCGCCUUGGCCUCUACCAGAACCAACUCCGAGGCUCCGACUCCCACUCUUCCUCCAUUCCCACAACCUCCAGCGCAACCGCUCCCGCUGCAACUGCUGCCACCAUGUCUCGCGAUCCGAUCACCUGCCACGUUCUCAACACCCUCUCGGGUACCCCUGCGGCGAACCUCCGCGUGACCCUGACUCUCCUGUCCGGCCCGGACACCGUCCAGAGCCCCCUCACCUACACGGCCACCACCGAUGCGGAUGGCCGCGUGAAGAACUGGACUCCUCUCGUGGGCCACUCUGCCACCGUUCCAGCGGUGCUGUCGGCUCUCCCGACGCCAGACAGCAAGACGAACUGGUCGGUGCGCUUCGAGGUCGGCCCCUGGUAUGAGGCGCAGGGCGUGGAAAGCUUCUGGCCCGAGGUCGAGGUGAAGUUCACCGUCAAGGGCCGUGGCCGUGAGGGCGAGGAAGGAUGGAGACACUACCAUGUGCCUGUGCUGUUGGGACCCUGGAACUACUCUACCUAUCGCGGAUCGUAA
Molecule: messenger RNA, 570 nt
Organism: Aspergillus terreus NIH2624
Lineage: Eukaryota; Fungi; Ascomycota; Eurotiomycetes; Eurotiales; Aspergillaceae
Product: hydroxyisourate hydrolase
Exons: 1
Coding region: 1-570 (189 amino acids)
Biological process (GO): purine nucleobase metabolic process
Molecular function (GO): hydroxyisourate hydrolase activity
Source: RefSeq, a predicted model, not a curated record